GACUUUCACAAUACCUCGCAAUACCUCACAAUACCUCACAGUACCUCACAAUACCUCAGCAAUCACAAAACUUCGUAAUAAAAACAUUUUAUUCACAACAACACACAAUAAUACAAUGGCUCCUUCCAGAAAAUCCAAGUAUCUAGCCAUGAUGCCUGGAGCAGCAGAAGGUGAUUCAGAACUUGGAAUCCAAGAGUCUGAAACCUGCCUUCAAGAAAUGGCAAUCGAAAUAGAGAAUGCCGAAAGUACAUUGAAUAACACGGUUCAAGAGCUUCGACAACGCUUCAUUACUUCCACCGGUGCGAUCAACAAAUAUGAAUCGACUAAGCAUGUCGCAGCUAGCAUCAACACCAAGAAGACAGGUGUCCAGGGCGAUGGCAUAGAAGAUACCAUCAAGGAAGUUAUCGAGGAGGUCACAAUUGGAGUCUUGGACGAAGCUUUCAUCCAGAAGGUUACUCCAGACGAAGAAUCCGCGAAGCAAACCGAUUCCAAAGAUAUUGUUUCGAAGGAGGUGGUUGAGCAAGACAAACUUUAGGAACGUUUUAUCGCGAGAAAUUCUGUCUGAAUCCUCAUGGAAACUUCUGGUGAUUUGGAUCCCAAUCAUAAAUUCGAGAUCUAUGGGGCCUAUGAUCCUUUCAUAUUGAAGAUAGAUGGUGGCACUGUGGACAAAAAGUUUGUUACGGUUGGGAGCGAAGACGACGAUGAUAAUUGGUUUCUAGCUUAAAUUUACGAUGGCUGGCUGAGAUAUCACCAACAAAUGGUUUCUUCUGUGGUCAAAGAUCCUGUUAUGAUGCAUUGAAUGUCAAUGUUUCAGUAGCUGCAAUGUUCAUGGUUUCUUUCACUGCGUUCAAAAUCUGCCAUGACAAUAAUAAACAAUGGACAUGAUCAAUGUCAAACCUGUGCA
This is a messenger RNA of Botrytis cinerea B05.10, 904 nucleotides long. RefSeq lists its product as hypothetical. The transcript has a single exon. The record is from RefSeq and is a predicted model, not a curated record. The coding region runs from base 116 to 535 and encodes 139 amino acids. NCBI's taxonomy places the organism in Eukaryota, Fungi, Ascomycota, Leotiomycetes, Helotiales, Sclerotiniaceae.